ACGAUGGAUUAGGGAUGAUUGAUAAAUAAAAAGAGAGAAAAAAAAAAGGAAAAAGAUGCUCAUUUCUAGUAAAAAUAUCUAUAAAGUGAUGACUGUUUUCAAUCACAGCCAGUUUCAACUUUUGGAAAGUGAACACCUUCUCUCUCUCUCUUUGUCACUCUCUCCUUCCUUCUUUCCUUUCUCAUUUAUAAAAACUCUUUUCCUCCCCCUUUUACUCUUUUAUCUUACCCCCUUAAAAAAGAAUAUUUUCUGUAUAUUGUAUAUAGAAUCAUAUACUUUCCUUUUAGAAAAUAUUAAAUGUCCUUGUUACCAAAUGAACUAUUAGCACAAAUCAUCAGUUUCAGUAAUCAAGCCGACUUAAUUCCUUAUUUGUUUGUAUGUAAAUACACAUUUCAACUUGUUCGACAAAGAGUAUACAAAAAAGUGAUCUUUCCCGAUAUCAACAUUACAGAACAAAAUAUUAUAUCAUUCUGUCAGUUGUAUGGAGAAGGUUUAUGCAGCAUAAAGUUACCACAAGCAAGAUACUUUCCUGACGAAUUAUAUCAAAUCAUAUUUAAACUAUGUCCUCGGCUUCAGUUUAUGCAUGCAAGUAUCCUAUUCCCAAGUCAGUUAAAUGAGCUGAUACCUCAUUAUUCUUCUCAUAUCAGCUUCAUGAUGACGCAUAUUCCGAUUGAAGAAGACGAUGCUGUCUAUUUGGAUACAACAAAAGCAGUACAUUACUUUCCUUGUUGUGCAUCAUGUUUUGUAUUUCCAAAAGAUGUCGAUGUUGAUCCACCGACGCUCACACAGAUAUCACACUAUUUUCAUCAUCCAGGUGCGCUAAGUAACGCCAUCUUGCCAACAUUUGGACCCGAUCUGCUAUCAUUGACACUGAACCCUUUUGAUCAAUUGACUGCCUCGGUUGCACGCUUGAUUGUCUCCAAUUGUCCUCGAUUGAGAUAUCUGGUGGUACCGUUUGUGAAGGCAGAAGGAUUAUGGAUGCUAUUGAGAUGGUGUAAUACGUUAACUACUAUUAUUGUAGGCAAUGAUGGCAGUCCAAUAUUCAUUGAUGAUGAAGAAGAAGAAGAUGAUGAUGAUGAAUAUGAAAACACGAUAGAGGAUAGCAUGUUAAUGAACCAAAAGGCAGUUGAAUCAAUAAAAAGGCAUAAGCGUGUUUGGUGUGUUCAUACCUGUACUCAUUCAAGUUUUCAGCAAAAGAGAGUUUCAUGGCAUAUUGGAAUUAUACCUAAAGCUUAAAUAUUCCCCUUUUUCUUUCUUUCCUUUUUUACCCUUACCCCCCUCUCUCCCCUUUUUACUACUGCACCUAUAUUCCCACUCAUCUACACUCUCCAAUA
This is a messenger RNA of Rhizopus microsporus ATCC 52813, 1334 nucleotides long. RefSeq lists its product as uncharacterized. The record is from RefSeq and is a predicted model, not a curated record. The coding region runs from base 298 to 1236 and encodes 312 amino acids. The transcript has a single exon. Lineage: Eukaryota; Fungi; Mucoromycota; Mucoromycetes; Mucorales; Rhizopodaceae. Gene Ontology annotation, molecular function: protein binding.